Molecule: messenger RNA, 7914 nt
Organism: Saccoglossus kowalevskii
Lineage: Eukaryota; Metazoa; Hemichordata; Enteropneusta; Harrimaniidae
Product: polycystin-1-like protein 2
Biological process (GO): detection of mechanical stimulus
Cellular component (GO): membrane
Molecular function (GO): calcium channel activity; protein binding
Source: RefSeq, a predicted model, not a curated record
AUGGCAGCAUCAUGUCGUCUACCUUUAGAAGGCCCAAACAUGUUGUACUGUACCAUCUAUGAAUCCCCAACAGUUGUAAUACAGCAUAACGUUUAUGGAGAUUUUAACAGGAGCUGGGUUGAUUAUAAAGAAGGAUUUGGCAAUGUGGAUGGAGAUUACUGGAUGGGUAACGAUGCAAUCCAUAAUAUGACGUCACAAACUAGCUAUAAAAUGAGAAUCGACUUGAAAAAGUUUGAUGGUGAUACAGCAUUCGCCGAGUAUGAUUCAUUCUGGAUUGAAGACGAAGCCCAUAACUACGUCUUGCAUUUGGGGAGCUAUUUUGGAACAGCUGGCAGCAUGGCGUAUACAAUAUUUCACCGCUUGUGCAUAUGCAGUCUUAUCUUGAUGAGUAAAAUUUGGAUUGGAACCGCAAGCGAAAUCUCCGGGGAGUCAAUAAGUAUUUCACCAAAGAAAGUUAUAUAUGCUCUGAAUUCACUCUUAUGUGUGUUUGCAUGUGAUGACGCUGAAGACAUGUGUAAGUCAGUACGAUACCAUUUCAUGGAACAACGGUGCGAUAUGUACAAUGUUACAGCCGAAAAUAUUCCACUGUCAACAUAUACAUCAAGGAAAAGUUGGAUUGACAUUGAUAAGUUACAAGGGGGCAUAAAAGACGAAGCAAAAAAUCCAUGUGCCAACGAUCUCUGUAACAACAAUGGAUGGUGUGUUGCGCUUUCACGAGAAACGUACAGUUGCACUUGCCGAUUCGGUGGCGGAUUUACCGGGAAAAAUUGUGAGAUUCCUGUAACAUCUAUCAUCAACAUUUGGAGCACAUGGGGACAUUGGAGCGACUGCAGCACUACCAUUGGCAUUGGGUACCAGGAAAGAAAAAGGCACUACAUUCUGAAACACGAAGGUUUAACAUUAGAAGAGAGUUCAGAUCUUGGGCACCCAGUUGAAUUUAAGAAAUGUUACUUUAACGAGACGAAAGAAUUUACGACAAUUAUAGCAGUACCAAGGUUACAUGGAAACGGAGGGAUGAGUGGUAAUGGCACUUUACAGUUAUUCAUCGAAUGGUUUGGUGGAUGGAUUGGUGUAAAUGGCUUGGCUUGGAAUUUUAAUGAUGCCAACAUCGCAUGUAAACAUCUUGGAUUUCCUGGUGCCAUUUCAGGGUGGGCAACUAAUGUCAUCACCUCCCAAAAUGAAGCUGCAUGUUCAGUGAAGUGUAACGGCACAGAAUUGUCUCUUGACCAAUGUGAAAUCACCUUGACAUCUCGCAUUCAUGACGUGUAUGCCGGUGUCACAUGUUUCAGUCAGGAUGAAUGGGGUUCAUGGACCUCUUGGACUCAACAUUGCUCCAAUGAAAGGCGUACACGACCAUGUCUUGGUGGCAAUAACUGCUCUGGAACAUCUGAAGAGUAUCGAUUAGUUCAUCCCUUAGUAAAGAACGAACCUGGUAUUGUAAUACAGCGUAAUGUUUAUGGAGAUUUCAACAGGAGCUGGGACGAUUUUAAAAGAGGAUUUGGCAAUAUCAAUGGAGAUUACUGGAUGGGCAACGAUGCAAUCCAUAAUUUGACGUCACAAGCUAGCUACAAAAUGAGAAUCGACUUGGAAAAGUUUGAUGGUGAUACAGCAUUCGCCGAGUAUGAUUCAUUCUGGAUUGAAGACGAAGUCCAUAACUACGUCUUGCAUUUGGGGAGCUAUUCUGGAACAGCUGGUAACGCAAUCAUUAAUCACGCUGGUCAAGCUUUCACGACAAUUGACAGAGACAAUGAUGGAUCUCCAGAUUGGAAUUGUGCCAAAUUUAGAUUUGGUGGAUGGUGGUAUAAACGUAGCGAUAUCCUGCUUAAGCGAUCAGGUGUAUUUGUAACUGUAGAUCUUUGCAAAUUAGACUUGGAUGCCAAACGUGCUCUGAAGGACGUUAUGAACUCUGCUUAUAAGAAUGCUGGCCAAGGCCAUUAUGAGAUACAUACUGAUAAAAAGGCAGUUAGAGAUGCCGCGUUAUUUUGCAUGGAUCAGGACAUGAUGCUGGUAGAUCUAGCGAAUGAAACGGUUCUUAGUGCCUUGCAAGACGCGAUGUCAGCGCUUGGGCUACUUGGAGAAUUAUUAAUGGUAGGUGAGCGGAUGGUAAAAAACGAUGUCGUCACCUUGUCUGGUGAGAUACGAACAUAUCGUCCAUUUUCAAGUGGGGAACCAAGUGGAGACGGCGACUGCUUAUUUUUAUGGCAAAGUGUGACUGCGCUUAACGAUAUGUCAUGUACAAUUCCAACAGUGUUCGCAUGUGAACCACAAGAUGCUGCAAUGAAGCAAAUGAUCAAAACAUUGGAUACCCUCGACUUGAACACAGUCAAGGCCAGUUUCGAUUCAGCCGUAUCUGCGUGCACGAACAAAGGCAUGAACCUUGUCAAAGAUACUAGCAUCUACACACACAUGAGCCUGAAGAAUUUCUUGAUGUUUGAAAACUUUGAAUCAUACGAUGGGUGGAUCGACUUACGUAAUGUUGACGGGAAUUGGGUGCACAGUGACGGACAAACGGGAAGCUACCAAUGUUGGUCACUAUAUAACCCGGAUGGAUCAGGACAAUGCGCUCAUUUGUGGAACGCAGUGAGACAAGAAUGGGACGAUACAGAAUGUAGUUAUGUAGUUGAAUACAUAUGUCAAGGAGAUCCAUGUGAUGAACCCCCACUGACAGAAAGCGUCAUCAAGAUAGGUUAUGCGCCAUACAGUUAUCUGGAUAACGUGACGUUGGAGUGUAACUAUGGAUACUACAAUAUGACUGGAAAGGACACAGCUAUGUGUCAAGGAAAACAUGAACAAUGGACUGAAUUACCAAUAUGUGCUCCUGAUACAUGUGAUUCGCCUGUGAUACCUCCUUCUAGUUACAUAGUGGAAAAUAUCACUCUGCCCUUAAAGCAUGGAGACACUAUCACUAUUGGGUGUGACGACGGUUUCUAUCUAGUGGGCCAAGAUUCAUCAACAUGUGCUUACGGAAAUUGGGUGCCAAAUAAUAUGGAAUGCUACAUUUAUACUUGCGAUGCGCCAACAGCACCAAAUAAUAGUCAAUCGUUGGGAAGUUAUGACAUAUUUUUGCACCAGGAUGUGAUAUAUUUUGAAUGUAAUGAUGGGUACUAUUUAUCUGGAGAGAAUUCUUCAACAUGUGCGUAUGGUGAAUGGGUACCGAGCGAGUUGGAAACUUGUUCAAUUUACACAUGUGACAGACCACCAACACCAGAUAAUGGCUUUUUGGUGGAGGACAACAAUAAGCAAGACUUUGAACAUUUGGAUGUUGUACACUUUGAAUGCUUCGAGGAUUACUACUUAGCAGGCAAUGACUCGGUGUUAUGUAAAUACGGAAAGUGGGCAAUCGAAUACAUGGGACAGUGCUUGUUGGAUAUCAGCUCACAAAGUAUUGCCAUAGAGGAAAAUUAUCUGCAAGCUGGUGAAAUGUACAUGUUAGGAGUAUCAGGGGCAAUCCAACAGAACGGCAAGCAUAAUAUGACUAUGUUUACAUUGUUAGUGAAUGAAUUGCCUAGUGGUGGCAGUUGCAGCAUUCAACCAACAUCGGGUUUUGUAUUGCAAACUGGUUUUGUUGUCACGUGCAUCGACUGGAAAGACGAAGGAAAUGCUUCAAGCAUGGAGGGCGUGUCUGACCCUGCACCAGGCACCAACUCUCCUGGUUUGAUAGUCGACAUACGAAUGCGGGAUAAAGGUUCUGUGGUGCAACCUGAACUUGUUUAUUCUAGUCAGCAAACUGAAAGUCCGCCAUUGUAUCUGCGCAGCGGAAAGGCCGAAGCCAAUUAUGAAGUAGACGUAGUUGUUUCUGUAUUAGAUUCAUAUGGUGGGGCCAGUCAUGAAACUAUACUGUCAAUUCAGGUCAUGGAAGGAAACCUCGAAGAUAUCAUUGUAGAUGUGAUGGCACAUAUUGAAACAGGUGGAGGUGUGUUUGGUCAGCUGAAAACACAAGAUCCAUUACUUGCAGUCAGUUAUCUGGGCACGGUGGCUUCUUAUUUUGAAUUUGAAUCUAAUUCUACAGACGAUUAUUCGAGAGGAGAUGAACAAGAUAUAGCCACUGUGCAGCAGACCCGAUCUUCUCUUAUAAAUGCGUUAUUUGAUUUGGCAUCAGUAGAAUAUGUUUUCGAUUCACAAAGUGGGAUAGAACAAAUAGCUGGUGUUGUCGCCAGUGUGACGUCAUUCAGACAUCCAGAAGAGUUGACAUUGGACACACAGGCAAAAGCAGCAACAAUAGCCAUGAAAUCUGCACAUGCGCUGCUAGAAUCCGCAGAUGAAUCGAUAAAUUCAAUGGUUUUGGAUAUAGGGAAAGAAUUGAUAUUGGCAUCUAACAACAUUAUACUUGCGUCUCUAUAUAGUCGUGAGCUUAACACAGAUAUUGAUGAUGGGGACACGAUGCGAAUUACCAUAACCAAUGCCAUGAAUGCUCUGGAUGCAGUAUGUGAUGCAGCUUUGACCAUGGUUCUCCCCGGUGCAGGACCAACCGAGUAUGGUACAGAUAUCUUACACGUUGUGCUAUCUAAAAUUAGUCCGAAUGAUCUGAAUGGGCUUGCGUUUAAUUCAGAGGCCGGAGGCUUUCGCCUGCCUGAGAGUGAAAUGUUCGAUGACCUGGAAAGUACACCAGUUAGCACCAAGUUCUUAUCAAUGAGUAACAAUCCAUACAUUUCCACUGAGGAAGACCCCUUGGAUGAUUCUCCAAUCGUUGGAUUGGAGCUAAUACAUCAAAAUCAUCAGCUUGCUUUGAACGGCGGUCGCAUCUUAAUUGACGUUACCAAUAACAAUGAUGCCAAGACCACCAACGAAACAACGAAGGAACACCAGUAUGAGAUAUCGGAAGCACAUGAUCUAGUAUUCAGCUUUAAUCUGUCAGUGGGGCCAGGGUCCGUGGUGUUAAAAUUCUUACCAGAUUAUGAUGGACCAUUAAUUUACAAUAUUUACAUGGGUUUUGAGUUCAUGCCCACGGCCAUGACGUAUGAUGUCAAUAAAACGUUCAGUAGUCUACAACCGAAAGACGUUGUCCUGUCAACUGAGGAUGCUGGAGUAUACUACGUGUUGGUUGUGUUAGAGUUCACGACGUAUAAUAUUGAAAACGCGCUAAGCACCCUGGGAUUGAAUAACGAAACCAGUACUAAUGACGUAUUGCAAACCACUUCUACAAUGUUUACUGGCGGCCGUGGUGUGGACGAAUUAUCAAUAGAUGGUCACAAUGGUACUGUUAUUAUGCGUGUUGCGUUCUGUAGGUAUUGGAAUACAACUGAUGAGGAAUGGCAAUCCAAUGGGUGUUCGGUUGCGUCGUAUAUAACGAGUGACUCAAUCACAUGUUCCUGUAACCACCUCACCUCUUUCUCGGCUGCUGACUUCGUGGUGCCAGUCAAUAAGAUCGAUUUUAGUACAGUAUUUACGAAGAACAUCCUUGAUAAUUCUGUGGUCUUGAUAGUCAUACUAGCAUUCUUCUUGAUUUAUGUGAUAUUAACGAUAUAUAUGCGGAAGAAGGACAAGGACGAUUUGAUAAGGUGGACAGUGUGGCCGUUGGCUGGAAACAACCCUCGUGACAACUACAUAUACCAGCUCACUGUGUAUACGUCUAUGGUGCCAACAUCGGGUACUAAGUCGAAAAUUCAGUUCACGUUAACCGGGGAUGACGGAGAAUCUGGUGUCAGAGACCUGAUAGACAAAAAGAGUAGAGUUUGCUUUUCCAGUGGAAGUGUAGUGAGUCUGUAUCUAACUGUACCCAAAUCCCUUGGCGAAUUGCGAUAUAUACGUAUAUGGCAUGAUAACUCUCCAAAAGACAACGACGAUGCAUCAUGGUAUCUUAACAGGGUUGUAGUAUUUGAUCUUCAAAGUGAACGAAGAUUUGAUUUCACUUGUUACGAUUGGUUGGCAGUGGAUAAAUCUGAUGGCCAAAUACUUCGUCUACUGCCUGUUUCUGGAGACCUACAACUUUCAAGCUUUAAAAACAUCUUAUCCAAUAAAAUGCGAGAGGGCUUCAGUGAAGAUUAUAUGUGGGGAUCAGUAUGGCUUCGUCCAACUCCAAGUAACUUCACUAGAGUGCAACGACUUGGCUGCUGCAUUGUGUUCAUAUACCUCUCAAUGAUCACAAAUGCCAUGUUCUACGACACUGGCGGCGAGGGUGGCACCGCUGAACGUAUAUCCGAGACCAAAACGAUUUCUAUCGGGCCGUUUAGAUUUUCUCUUGGAACAAUCUAUAUUAGUUUGAUCUGUAGCUUGGUUUCGACGCCUCCAUCCGCCCUUAUACAGACUCUUUUUGAAAAGGCUAGACCUCGUGAAAGUAAAAACGAUUCAUCGUCAAACUCCGAUGGUGGCGAUGUACCAAGUAAGGAGAAGAAACAGGAAAAAGAUGAUAUGUGGCCUUGGUGGUGUGUGAUUUUCGCUUGGAUACUCGUCUUUGCCUCGAUUGUGAUCCCAGCAUUUUUCACUGUCUUGUACAGUUUACAGUGGGGGAAAGAGACAUCACUUCAGUGGCUGACAGCAGAGAUUACCUCAAUCGUAUUAUCUGCUUUCAUUGUAGAACCUUUGCAGGCAACAGCAUUGUCUAUGGCUAUAUCGGCUGUCUAUUCAAAACUCAAUAAGUCCUACUCUGAUGAACAGAAUCCAGAAGAAAAGGACACAUUAAAAAAAGAGGAACAUGAAGAAAACCAUCGCACCAAUGAAAUACAUAUAAAAGGAUCGCUAUCAAAUGAGGAACUGCAAAACGAAAGGGGACAGCGUCUAACGGAGCGACGUAUGAGCGCGGUGAUAGAAGACUUCGUAUUUUGUUUGAUAUUACUUCUCGUAAUUACCGUCAUUGCAUCAGCAUAUCGAAACAUUGAUUUGUACUAUGCUGGGCGGAAUAUACGAGAUACCCUGGCACCGCAACCAGACAAUGAUGUGACCACGCCAAGCAAAUAUUGGCAAUGGAUGUCAGAAACUGUCAUUGAAGCAAUAUUUCCAGACAGUUUAUACAACGGAAAACCGAUAUCAGAAAAGCAAGGGAGUCUUACUCUGUUUGGCAAUCUAGUGAGCUAUACCGUGGGCCCUGUUGUUUUACGCCAACUUAGGGUGACUGAAGGUGGCUGUUCUAUCCCACUGGAGAUAGAAGAUGCAGCGUAUAAAUGCCACGCUAAAUACUCACGCGACAAUGAAGACACGCGCGCGUACAAUGUAUCGUGGACAAGUUACAAAGAUACGAAUUUGACGCAACGUUCUCCUUGGAUACACAGUAAGAUCCUCGGACUGCCAGUGUCGAGUGUUGAUGUGACCAGCAGCGAUGGAACUGUUUACAACAACGAGGGAUACAUGGCGAUAUUCGGGCGGCCUGGCGAUGCGGCUAUGGAAUUAUCGAUGUCAUUGCAAUCAAGUGGAUGGAUUGAUCAACGAACAAGAGCAGUUUUCCUAGAGUUUAUCGUAUACAACGGCAAUGAAAAUAUUUUCAGUUUCGUGACUUACCUAACUGAAUUCAAAGAAUCUGGUAUUGUCCGCAAGAGUUGGAGAGUUGAUAGUGUCACGUGUCUAGGUCUUAACGGAUCGGUCACAAUAGCAUGUCACGUGAUAUUUUUGUUACUCGUAAUUUACGUCGUAUAUAGGUUGUGCAUACGUAUUUAUCACGGGGGUCUAACUUUCUUUACAAGUUUCUGGAAUUGGUGGUAUGUUGUCUUGGUCGUGUUUUUACUGGUGGUCGUCGAUAUUUUCUUCACGAGAAUGUCAACUGCUCACUUGGCACUAAACGAAAUUAAAGCCGGGCUAGAUGUGGUAAGAAGUACUAGAGAUGUUGACAUGUGUGCUGCCUUGGAAGAACGAUGUCAGCGUGUUGAUAAGUUGCUGCAACGCUUAGAGACACGUGUUAACAUAUUUGAGAUAUAUGUCAAUAACAUGAUACGUGAAAAUAUGUCCGCUGAUAAGGUCUCCAAAAGAAAGAUUUACAUGUCUUAA